Protopterus annectens (West African lungfish) is the source of this 2062-nucleotide messenger RNA. RefSeq names its product mitogen-activated protein kinase 11-like. Gene Ontology annotation, cellular component: cytoplasm; nucleus. Gene Ontology annotation, molecular function: ATP binding; MAP kinase activity. Gene Ontology annotation, biological process: intracellular signal transduction; protein phosphorylation. Lineage: Eukaryota; Metazoa; Chordata; Ceratodontiformes; Protopteridae. The transcript is spliced from 12 exons. The record is from RefSeq and is a predicted model, not a curated record. The coding region runs from base 449 to 1534 and encodes 361 amino acids.
AGGGUCUUGUUCAACAAAUGCUAUAUCAUGAUGGAAGGGCUUAAAUCAUUAUUGUAACAUGAGAGCUAAUGGAGCUGUUCGAAAAGUUUUGGCAUCAACUUCAUUGUUGUCUAAGAAAAAAACAGUGCUACUACUUAGCCGCAACAUGCAGUGUAGAGGCGGCGACAAGUCCACUAAACAAGCAAAUUAAUAAUUCACCAGUUUGUUUGCAAACUCAGGUCUGUGCGUUAUUGUUGGCGUAGCACAACCGACAAUGAGAAGCACUUCACAAAAGCAGGCGGGUAGGGCAGCUAAGUAAUUCAGAGCUUGCAGGGCAGUACCGUUGGUAUGGUCUAUGCAUAAACUCUUCUUAAUACAGCCUAACUAACCGGCUCAUCUCAGGCAAACGCAGCUGAAGAGCCGGAACCGCUGACGUGCUGCUGGGACCUAUGCACAAGCUCAUGCGAAGAUGUCUGUCAAAGCCGGAUUCUACAAGCAAGAACUGAACAAAACUGUGUGGGAUGUGCCCGAGAGGUACCAGAACCUGACUCCCGUCGGAUCCGGAGCCUAUGGGUCUGUCUGUUCUGCUUACGAUACUAUAACAAGACAGAAGGUGGCAGUGAAGAAACUUUCAAGACCAUUCCAGUCACUGAUUCAUGCAAGAAGAACUUAUCGAGAACUGAGACUUCUGAAGCACAUGAAACAUGAAAAUGUCAUAGGAUUACUGGAUGUAUUUACCCCUGCGGCUUCACUAGAAAACUUUAAUGAAGUAUAUCUGGUGACCCAUCUUAUGGGUGCUGACUUGAAUAACAUUGUGAAAUGUCAGAAACUAACAGAUGAACACAUACAGUUUCUUAUUUAUCAGCUGCUUAGAGGUUUGAAGUAUAUUCAUUCUGCUGGGAUCAUUCACAGAGACUUGAAGCCUAGUAACUUAGCUGUAAAUGAAGACUGUGAACUCAGGAUUUUAGAUUUUGGUUUGGCUCGCCAGACAGAUGAUGAGAUGACUGGAUAUGUUGCAACGAGAUGGUACCGAGCACCUGAAAUUAUGUUAAACUGGAUGCAUUAUAAUCAGACAGUUGAUAUUUGGUCUGUUGGCUGUAUUAUGGCAGAACUCCUGAAAGGAAAGCCUAUUUUUCCAGGAAAUGACUAUAUCGAUCAGUUGAAAAGAAUAAUGGAACUUGUCGGGACACCUAGUCCUGAGCUUUUAAAGAAAAUAUCUUCAGAGCAUGCAAGAAAAUAUAUUGAAUCUUUACCUUACCUGCCUCAAAAAAACUUGAAAGACGUAUUUCGUAAUGCAAACCCUUUAGCUGUUGAUCUUCUUGAGAAGAUGCUUAUAUUGGAUAGCGACAAGCGAAUAAGUGCUACAGAAGCACUUUUACAUCAAUACUUUGUACAGUAUCACGACCCUGAUGACGAACCAGAGGCAGAAUUAUAUGAUGAAACAAUAGAAAAUAAAGAGCAAACAAUAGAGGAGUGGAAAGAACUCACAUAUGAAGAGGUGAUAAGCUUUAAACCACCAGAUUAUAAAAUUGAUAAUUUGGAAAUAGAGCAGUGAGUGGACAGGCCACACAACUCAGAACUCUCAGAUCUCACUUUUAAUUUUUUCAACUUCUCAAAAUGCCAUUUAUGUGAAGACUUGAAGACAAGCAACUCGUGAAAAUCAUGGCGUACCAGUUUCGGAAAAUAUCCUUCUUGCCUUUCAGACAUCAGCCUUUAUGAUUGUAUUGAGGAAACUACUGUGAAUUAUGUUAAACUGUGUGAUUUCAUGCAUGUGUUUGUGUGGUGAUAGCACUGAAUGUAUGCAGCUGAGACAUGGAUGUAAGCAACCAUGAAAUUCAAAGUUGUUCAUUUAAUGUUCAACCUUCAUUGAGUGCAUAAAGCUCUAAUUUAUCCAGUGCCUAAAAAUGCAGCAUGCAGCAAGCUGUCAAUUAAUAGGAGUGUCAUAAAUAAAUGACAUUAUUUUGUCUUUGCUGAAGUCCUGCUGACAUGGCCUUAUUUGCACAUAUUAUUAGAAGGCUGCGUUAUGAAUUUCCAUUUCUUUUAAUGGUGUGUGUAGUAAAGUAAAUAAACCUGUCAACAUUAA